Penicillium alfredii is the source of this 303-nucleotide messenger RNA. RefSeq lists its product as uncharacterized. The transcript is spliced from 2 exons. The record is from RefSeq and is a predicted model, not a curated record. Lineage: Eukaryota; Fungi; Ascomycota; Eurotiomycetes; Eurotiales; Aspergillaceae. The coding region runs from base 1 to 303 and encodes 100 amino acids.
AUGCCCAGCAGGUCGUCGGUGGCCGUCUCCGUGACCUUAGUGAUCUUCCUGAUGUCGGGCGAGAACCCCUGCUCCUUCUUGCCGGUUCUCCACGUGCGCGACUACCCAAUCCCUAUCGUAUACGUCAUCGCAGUUGUACCCGUUCUUCUUCGCCUCGUCGAACUUGCUGCAGCUGGGUCUGCCGUCGCUGGAGCUCGUGCACGACCUGCAGAGCCAGAUCAAGAUGUUGUACAUGUUCGCGUUGUUGGUCUCGCUGACGUUGGUAUCGAAGGUGUCGUCACGGUCGUGUGCAUGGACAACUAG